This is a messenger RNA of Scophthalmus maximus (turbot), 1987 nucleotides long. It is a transcript of the gene snupn, whose product is annotated as snurportin 1. Gene Ontology annotation, cellular component: cytoplasm; nucleus. Gene Ontology annotation, biological process: snRNA import into nucleus; protein import into nucleus. The record is from RefSeq and is a predicted model, not a curated record. NCBI's taxonomy places the organism in Eukaryota, Metazoa, Chordata, Actinopteri, Pleuronectiformes, Scophthalmidae. The transcript is spliced from 9 exons. Bases 166 to 1287 code for a protein of 373 amino acids. Gene Ontology annotation, molecular function: protein binding; nuclear import signal receptor activity.
CUCCGGGCUAGUUUGCUGCUGUUGGUCGGCCAACUAAAUGUCUCCACUGGUGGUAUCGAUGACGUCGGCGUGACGUUUGAACAGCAGCGGCGGCAGCAGCGCGAGAAGCAGCAGCAGCAGCAGCAGCCGCAGCCGCCGCCUCCUCCUGCAUGUCCAAGAGUCCCCAUGGAUGACCUGACCAAAGCCCUCUCGGCCAGCUUCGCUGUGUCCAAGGAGCCCAACAGCACAGCUGCCCCGCACCCUCGGCUGGCCCAGUACAAGAGCAAGUACAGUGUCCUGGAGCAGAGCGAGCGACGGAGGCGCUUCCUUGAGCUGCAGAAAAGCAAAAGGUUAAACUACGUCAACCAUGCGCGGCGUCUGGCCGACGGGGACUGGACAGGGGCAGACAGCGACGGGGAGGAGGACAUGGAGAAACAGGAGGUGGGUGAACAGGAGCAAGAUGGCAACGCAGAGGAGGAGGGGAUGGAGAUUGAGAGGAGGAAGCUGCCAAGACAUUAUGCCAACCAGCUCAUGCUGUCAGAGUGGCUGGUGGACGUACCAUCAGAACUGGACACUGAUUGGUUGAUGGUGGUCUCUCCUGUGGGGAAAAGAUCUCUGAUCGUUGCUUCCAAGGGUUCCACUGCGGCGUACACUAAAAGCGGCUACUGUGUGAACCGUUUCCCCUCCCUGCUGCCCGGUGGGAACCGACACAACUCUGCCAUGGGAAAAGACUACACCAUCCUGGACUGCAUUUACAGUGAGGUGGACAGAACGUACUACAUCUUAGACGUCAUGUGCUGGAGAGGCCACCCGGUCUACGACUGCUCGACCGAGUUCCGUUUCUACUGGCUUCAGUCCAAAGUGCAGGAGACGGACGGCCUUUCAGAGAUCGCCAAACGCAACCCCUUCCGGUUUGUGAGCCUCCAAAGCGCAGACUGCACAGCAGAGUCAAUUCAGAAAGCCCUGGCGGCUGAGUACAGCUUCAGCGUGGACGGUCUCCUCUUCUACCACCGGCAGACCCACUACACUCCCGGCAGCACCCCUCUGGUUGGCUGGCUCCGCCCCUACAUGGUCACUGACAUCCUGGGUGUAGAGGUUCCAGCAGGACCUCUCACCACCAAGCCGGAUUAUGCCAGCCAUCAGCUGCAGCAGAUCCUGGAACACAAAAAGACGUCACGCGAAGUCCGUCCGGCCAACAACAGCGGAGGCUAUGAGUUAGAGUACCUGUCCACGCCCAGCCAGGACAGUGGGGACUCUCUGAACUUUCUAAAUCAGAAGCCAAUAAGAGAAGCAAACAUGGAAGACUGAAGGAGAUGUUUCUGAGUGCUGUCGGCCCACAUGUGACUCUUUAGAAUGUCUGCUGAAUAGUUCUUGCAAAGCAUGGCUAAUUCUAAUCUGGCACUUCUCAGGACAACCCUCAGAUUGCAGAUUAGUAGAGCUUUGCUUUAUACGUGUUUUUAUUUUGGCUAAAACAUUCUACAUCUUUACUUAUACCCGCAUGCAAAUUCAAGGAUUAGAACCUAUUCAUUUGCUGGAGUAUAACUGUGCGGUAUUCAGCCACUUUAAUGUCUGUGCCACAGUCUGUUAUGCAGAUCCUUUUCACAGCACCAGACGUAGUUGCAUGGGAUCAAAAAAAAAGGACAAGAGAUGUCUUAUGUCAGUGCAGCACGGCCAAGUUUGUGGUUCGGUGUUUGCUUCUCUUCACUCUGUGAAGUUUAAAAAUCAGAUCUCACACAAGAAACAUCUAAUCUUUUUUUUUCUUCUUUUUUUUAAGUUUGUUGGUUUUCUACAACCUUCUUCAAAACAUAUUCACCGAUUCCAUUUGAGCAACUGUCACGGAGAGUUUCGAGUUUGGGAUUCACUCAGUGGUUAGGAAGGUGAGACGUUAUGAUCAUGCUGAAUGGCAGGAGCGGCAUAUUUUUAAAAUUUAUUGAGAAGUUUGAAAUUGCUAAGAAAGUGUUUUAAAAGUAUGUAUGUUUCUAAAUAAAAGGUUUUUUUUUUAAUUGGA